This is a messenger RNA of Lampris incognitus (smalleye Pacific opah), 1680 nucleotides long. It is a transcript of the gene hnmt, whose product is annotated as histamine N-methyltransferase. The transcript is spliced from 7 exons. Lineage: Eukaryota; Metazoa; Chordata; Actinopteri; Lampriformes; Lampridae. Bases 61 to 945 code for a protein of 294 amino acids. The record is from RefSeq and is a predicted model, not a curated record. Gene Ontology annotation, molecular function: N-methyltransferase activity.
GUCCCAACACGCCGGCGGACCGACGCCUAGCUUCUCCAUUCGGACGACAUAACAUCUGCCAUGGCAUCUCCGUUAAGGAGUCUGGUUGAAGAUGAUAGCCGCUAUCUGAAGUCCUUCCAGCUGUUCUUGGAGCGCUCCUCAGAGCAUCAGUGCAUGCAGGCCUUCAUCCAUACCAUUCUACCCAAUACACUGGCCAGCAUCGGCGAUGGAAAGACACAUGUAAAUAUCAUUGGAGUUGGAAGUGGUGCUGGCGAGAUCGACCUAGAGAUGUUCUCUCAGCUCCGUCUGAAGCAUCCAGGGUUGACUGUGGAUAAUGAGGUGGUGGAGCCCAACAGCCAGCAACUACACAACUACAAAGAUUUAGUGUCAGACAAAUCAGAUUUAGAUUACAUCAAAUUCUCCUGGAACGAGAUGACGGCCUCCGAGUUUGAGGAGCACUGGAAAGCGAAUAAGAUGACCAAGAAGGCGGACUUCAUUCACAUGGUCCAGAUGCUGUACUACGUCAAGGAUCUUGAAGCUACCAUCAGGUUUUUCCGGAGUCUUCUCAGCAAGAAUGGGAAACUUCUCGUCAUUCUUGUGUCUGGUGACAGUGGCUGGGGGAAGCUUUGGCAAACCUUCAGGGCCCAGCUGUGCAGCACAGAGAUCAGUCAGUGUGUGACCACAGGCGACAUCAAAAAGUUCCUGGACUUGGAGGGCGUCCGUUACCAGAGCCACGUGCUGCCAUCUCACAUGGAUAUCACCGAGUGUUUCAGUGUGGGAGACGAGAAGGGAGAGCUGCUGCUGGACUUCCUAACCAAGGUGAUGGACUUCAGCAGGACAGCCUCCCCUGAAUUGAAAGCAGGUGUGGUGGAUCUGCUGCGUCACCCUGACUGCAGCGCGGAGUCCAGGGGAAGAGUCAUCUUUAACAACAACCUGGAAGCGCUGGUCAUCGAGGCCCUCCCGUAGACACAGGUGUUGAACACAAUCUGAGUUAGGAGACAGGUCACUUAAUAUGGACCAACUGGGAUUACCAAUUGGGUUUUUAAAUUUUCCUAAUAGGAUUUUUUGAAGAGAUAUUCUUUUCGGUUGUUUGUUAAUUACUGUAGGUAAAUUUCAGUGUUUUUUUAAUCAGAAAAUUGGUUGUUUUUUUUUUAUGAUUUCAAUUUUCAUUUGAUUUUAUAUAACGGCAUUUUAAUGUCUUUUGCAGACCAGCAGGGGCUCAUAAAAAAAAAAGAUUAUUGUUGUUUAUUUGGUUAUAAACCACCUCAAAUAUUUAUGAAAUUCUAAAAUCAACUCAGGUCUGUUUCUAAACAGAUGGGGUUUAAGACAGGAGUGUGCAAAUCCUUACUCCAUUCAUCUAAACAUUGGCAGACUGCACAGUAUUUUCAUCGUAGCAAGUUGUUAAGAUAGAUAUGAACAGUCUUUGACAGCUUGACAGGUUGCACUGAUCUUUCAAUUUCUAUUAGACAUGUUGCACAUGGUUAUCAAAUAUGAACAAAGUCCUCUUUGAAAGCACUGAGCAAUGGAGGCAUGAGAGGAGGUAAUGCACGGUCUGCAGUAGCUCUGCAUGCUCACCUUCACUCAUUAAUAUCAAGUGGGUUUUUGUCAUUUGUAUACAUAUAUUGUCUAUGUUUUGUCAAUAUUUAACCAUUCAAUUUUAUACUGAUCUUAAAAAUGACUCAAUAAAAAUGCUAAAUACUU